GUGAACAUACUCUUUUGUCUGUCUACCUCAAAACCCUUGGGAGCGGGCUGCUUCAAGACUGAGUUUCGGCCGGUCAUCUUCAUCAUCUGUUUUUAUUUGGCCGGAAAGGAGAAAGCUUGAGUAUUUCAGGGUUUAGGGUUGAGAGUAGAGAGACGGCGGAGGAAUUGCUUCUUGAAUAUUCCAUACGAUGGAGAAGCGCGAGCUGUCGAGUACUUUGAGGAACUUGAAGUUCAUGCAAAGAGCCGCUCUGAAAGAGGAGAAAACCAAGAAAGUAGUCGUAGUAGAUCAAGAAGAUGUACAACCUUCCGCUACCCUUUCUUCUUCCCCUGCUAUUUCCAGAAAGUGUAUUGUGAUUUUAGAAGGGGAUCCUCAUCCAGUUGGGUCUAUAAAAGGACGAAUGUCGUUUCAAAAUUUUAAUCCAACAAUAGAUAAAUUGAAUGAAGAACCAACAGAAGCAGCCGUCCCCAGUUCUGUUAAUCAAAGUGGAAGAACAACCUUAGACCACCACCAAGGAGACAACAACACUAAUAAUGAGGAUGAUGAUAUGGAGGAGAAGGUGAAACCUAAUGGCGAACUCAAAAGGAAACAAAUCGAAGUAGGAGGAGAAGUGUCUGAACUGGAACACCCUAAAAAAUCACCAAAGAUUGAUCAACAGAAAAAUCAUAGUAGCAGUUCUUCAAAAAAGCGCGACAAGCUAGACUGGAAGGUAUUAAGGCCUCCUUCCAAAAGAACCAAUUGAACUCCUCUUCUUCUUCAGACAAAUUUAUGUUGUAGCUUUUUUGCCAUAUUAGGUUUUCACAAUCUUUAAUUCUAUUUAAAAACAAUUUUUGUGUGUUUAUUAUUAUUAUUAAACUUUAUGAUGAAUGAUAGAUAAAUUUCCCAGAAAGAAAGUUAUUGUAGGUUAGGCUUCCAAGAAGAGAUGCAAUAGACAAUUCUUCCUUUCCAUCCUUGUAGCAUCCAUUCCCCAUCUCUAUCUACUGUGAAUUCCUUAUGAUAGUUCUUCUUAA
Molecule: messenger RNA, 1007 nt
Organism: Impatiens glandulifera
Lineage: Eukaryota; Viridiplantae; Streptophyta; Magnoliopsida; Ericales; Balsaminaceae
Exons: 5
Coding region: 188-739 (183 amino acids)
Biological process (GO): maturation of 5.8S rRNA
Source: RefSeq, a predicted model, not a curated record